AUUAUCAAUCAGUCAUAAUUUAAGAAGCAGUGCGAUGGCGGCUGAUUCUUGCUGAUAAAAGUUUACUUGUUGACAUUCUUGGUCGAUUUGAAACAAAAUAUUACGCAACUCGUGCUAGUCUCGCUCUUUUGAAAUCUUCUAAUGAACGCGUUUCGUGAAAAUACAUUAUCAAUUAAUUUGCUAAACACAAUUUUCAUACAGGAUUCGUGUCAAAAAGAAAAUGUACUCACAACUCAACGACACUUAAUAGAAUCAAAAGAGCGCAUUAUGUCAGCUUGUUUGUACUUUAAAUGAAGUGCAGUGUUGUUUUUAUUUUUCUCAUUAACAAGAUUAAUGGAUAUAAAUAUUGUUUGUAUAAAAAAUUCAUGUUUUAAUUGUUGAAUUUGACAGUUGAGUGAUUUAUGUAGAUGAAUAUUUUGUGCUUUAUUUGUGAUAUGGAAAGAAACUUUUCAAAAACGAGUUCACGAUUGUUGAUUUGAUUUUUAAGUAUAUAAUUAAUUCACUAUUUUGAGGGAGAAUGGCAAUUCGUAUAACUCUCGAGUGUGGCCAUACAUCAGAAUUACGUGCCCAAAGGACUCCAGAAGGUUAUACGCACGAUUGGCAAGUUUUUAUACGAGGGGUUGACAAUGCUGAAAUUCAUCAAUACAUUGAAAGAGUUGUUUUUCACCUUCACGAGACAUUUCCUAAACCAAAAAGGGUCGUAAAGGAGCCUCCAUAUGUAGUGAAAGAAUCGGGUUAUGCCGGAUUCGAAAUUCCAAUUGUUGUUUAUCUGAAAAACAAGGAUGAACCAAAGAGAUUCCAUUUUUCUUACGACUUGAAUCUUCAACCCAGUGGUCCAGCGAUAAAUAAAGUCGUGUUACAUAGCGAAAAUUUUCCUAAUCCUAAUGAUGAGUUUAGAAAAAAACUUCUUAAAGGUGGAGCCGUCAUGGUAACUAAUUCAGAAGGAACACCCGAAAAAAGUAAAGUUACUCCUCUAAUGGUAGGUAAACCUAAAUUAAGUGGGACCGAGGGGAAGAAGUAUAGAAUGUCAGAGCCAAAGGGAUCAAAUGCUUUUGCUGAUUUAUUUGGACCUCCAAUAAAGACUGCGGGGACCAAAGUUUCCCCUGACACGAAAAAGCCUUCGUCGUCAACAUCAUCAUCAUCUUCAUCAUCAUCAUCGGAUAAAACUAGCAGUAUAAAACUCUCGUCCUCGGAAAAAAUCGAGAAAAGUGACAAAAGUUCAAAGGCAAAGCAUAGUCCGCACAAGGAUGGAAAGAAGGAGAAAAAUUCCGAGGAGAGAAAAGAAAAGAAGGAUAAAGAUUCAUCGAAGGAGAAAGAGAAGAAUAAAGAAAAAUUAAAGAAAUCUCAAAGUCCAACAAAUAAAAGUAGUCACACAAGUAGUCCAGGAACUAAGAGACCGGCUUCACCCUCGCCGAUAAAAAAGCCAUCGACUCCUCCACCAUCACAGCCAUCGAAACGGCCACCUUCUCCAAAACCACGUGACAAGGAAUCGAAGAAAAUCACUCAAGAAAAGGACAAAGAGAAGGAAAAAGAAAAAGUUAAAGAAAGUUCUAAAAAUACAUCAGAUGAUUCUCGAACCGAGAAAAAGAAAGAUAAAAAGAAACACAAAGAGGAAAAAGAGAAGGAGAAGAAAGAUAAGCACAAGGACAGAGAACGCGACAAGAGUAAAGAUUCAAAAGAUACGAAAAAUAUUGAGAAAAAAGUCAUUGAUAAAUCAGAGAAACCCGAAAAAAUUGAAAAGGAAAAAAUAACACAAGAAUUCAAACAAUCGAAAGAUGGAAGAAAAUCACCGAAACCUAUAAAAGAAAUGGAAAAAUUAUCUAAAGAAGAAAAACCACCAAAAUUGGAAAAAAUGGAAAAAACAGAAAAAAUUGAAAAAUCAAAAGAUUCCAAGGACUCUAAAGAGAAACACAAAAGUAAGCACAAAAAACGUGAGAAAAAAGAUAAACGUGAUGGUAGCAAAGAAAGAGAUAAAAAAGAGAAACGCGACAAAAAUAGAAGUUCAAGUGAAAAACCCAAUAAUAAUGUUUCCAUUCCACGAGUAACACCAGUGACAACGAAUCCACUUUCAACUCUCUUGGCAGAAAUGCCCGAUAGAGAUAGCAGUGAUUCUGCUCCUUCUCUAGACGAUGAACCCAUAAUAACAGAACCAAAACCCAUUACAACAAUCAAAAAAGAACCACCCGCAUUAAUAGCAACGGCAGCAGCAACCGUUUCUAAUGAAUCAAAACCAAUAAUGUCCCCACCACCUGUUAGUGAUAAGAAAAAUCGUAGCGAUCGAACAAAACGUGAAAAAUCCUCAAAGGGCAAUCGCGAAGAAAAGGAGACAAAAAAACGAAAACGAAGAAGCGACAGUAAAGGUGAUGAUGAACGAGCAAUUAAAAAAGAGAGAGAUCAAUCUGCUUCACCACUCGUCGAGCCAGUGUCAUCGAGUCAAUCACCAAUUGCUGUUGAUAUGGAAAAUGUUCAUCAUCAAAAAAUUAAAGAAGAAGGUGCCUCAAGAAAACAAACGACAGCAACAACAGGCAAAGGAAGUGAAGGCGAAGCAGAACAAGUUGCGCCCGAUUCAACAAAUAGCACACUAGUUGAACCAGAAACAGCUGAUACUUCCUCAUUUUCACAGGAAUAUGUAUCACAAUUAAAAGAUCUACAACAUAAAAUUAUGACGAUCGAGGACAAUCAGGAAUUGCAGAGACUUGUCGAGGUUAUUGCAGAAACAGGCCAGUAUGAAGUUACAAAGAAAACAUUUGACUUUGAUCUUUGCGCAUUGGAUCGAAGGACAGUGCAACGUUUGCAACAAUUUUUCGCGUCGUGACCACCCAUUUCACGUUGAAUGGAUGUGUGUAUUAUGAUGUACUGUAUAAAAAGCUAUAUAAUAUAUUUGAUCACUAACAUUGUUUAAUAAUAAUGUUAAAGAUUGUAUUGCGUCAAAGUGAACACGCGCGCGUUUGAUUAUGUGGCAUUCCUUGCGAAAAGGAAGAAUCUCAAAUUAUAUUUGGUUUAUUUAUUAUUAUUAUAAUUAUUAUUUUUUUUAUCUCAUUGCAUAAUCUAUUUAAUAGUAAAACUUGGAGAUGAAACAUUCUUAAAAUUUUGUUUUGAACAAAAUAGUAAAAAAAAUUUAUUUUCAGCAAAAAUUAAAACAAUUAAUACAUUGAAUAUAGACUUUAUAUUUAUGUUAAUCUUUUAAAUUAAAAACUACAUUGUUAAAAAGAUUAAAAUAAUUUUUUUUACUAAUUAAAUAAG
Messenger RNA from Leptopilina boulardi, 3243 nucleotides. It is a transcript of the gene ear, whose product is annotated as protein AF-9. The transcript is spliced from 3 exons. Gene Ontology annotation, cellular component: super elongation complex. NCBI's taxonomy places the organism in Eukaryota, Metazoa, Arthropoda, Insecta, Hymenoptera, Figitidae. Gene Ontology annotation, biological process: regulation of DNA-templated transcription. The record is from RefSeq and is a predicted model, not a curated record. Bases 518 to 2815 code for a protein of 765 amino acids.